Molecule: messenger RNA, 639 nt
Organism: Zerene cesonia (dogface butterfly)
Lineage: Eukaryota; Metazoa; Arthropoda; Insecta; Lepidoptera; Pieridae
Gene: Hlh54f
Product: basic helix-loop-helix transcription factor scleraxis
Exons: 4
Coding region: 1-639 (212 amino acids)
Biological process (GO): regulation of transcription by RNA polymerase II; developmental process
Molecular function (GO): protein dimerization activity; DNA-binding transcription factor activity, RNA polymerase II-specific; RNA polymerase II transcription regulatory region sequence-specific DNA binding
Source: RefSeq, a predicted model, not a curated record
AUGCCGCGUAAACGGGUCAACAAAUCACCAUCUUUUGAAAAGAAGGAUGAUUGUCUUGAUGAUGAUGAUUUUUUGUUCGACGAUACGCAAUCCAGUUCAGGAAGAAGUGGUCAUGAGCCGCAACACAGAAACGCAGCUAACGCCAGAGAGCGGGCUCGUAUGAGGGUGCUGUCAAAAGCUUUUUGCCGAUUAAAAACAACGUUACCCUGGGUACCUGCAGAUACUAAACUGUCGAAACUGGACACACUGAGACUUGCUGCUUCAUACAUCGCUCAUUUAAGGGCUUUGCUGCAUGAACCGCGGUCGGCACACACCCCCCCGCAUCCUUUGAGCCUAGCAUGGCCAUUCACCUUUCAGCAUGGGGGUUCCCUUAGUUGUGCAAUUUCUCAGCGAUGGAAUUUGAGCCCGCAAAUUGAUAAUGCGAAUCGCAAUGUUUCCACCCAAAGGGACAAUGUUCAGACAAGUGCCUGUAAUGAGAAUUACGCACAGGACUAUUCUGAAAACGAUUACGACGAUAGAAACUAUGAAGAAGCUACCAACGAAGCGUCUUAUUCGAAUACGCAGUUCUGCAAUUAUGGUUAUAAAGAGAAUUAUUAUGAAAUGAGAAAUUCUUAUUCUGAUGUUAUGAAUAAUGUGUAA